AGACACUUUGAUUUCCAUAUUCAGUUCAGAUCUGUAAAUCCUCGUAAUGCAGUCUGCACUUCACUCCAUCAUCGGUCCCAAAAAGGUGACACCAGACAACCUAAACGGCCGCGUCGCAGUCGUCCUCGGCGGCGCAUUAGGUAUUGGAUAUGAAGUCGCACGCGCCUUUGCUCUAGCAGGCGCUCGCGUGAUAAUGGUCAAUCGCAAAUCGGAGCAAGGCGACGAGGCAAUCGCAGCAAUCAAGAAAGAGAGUGAAGACAAGGCCAAAAUCGAUUGGGUUGGAUGCGACAUGGGUGAUUUGAAACAGAUUAGGGACGUAUUUACGAACAUGAGGGAGAAGGAGGAGAGACUCGAUUUGUUGGUAUUAUCAGCCGGCAUCAAUGCAAACCAAUACCGCGAAACGAACGACAAGAUCGAUUCGCAUUUCCAGAUUAAUUGGCUCGGUCAAUUCUACGUCGUUAAUCAGUUGUAUCCCCUCCUGCGCAAGACGUCAAGACUACCCGAUACACCCGCUCCCCGGAUCGUUUGGGAAUCGUCCGAGUUGCAUCGCAUGGCACCGUCUGAUGUCAAAUUCAGCUCCAAGGAGGAAAUCAAUAACCCGGACAUUGGGAGUGCGGCCUUGUAUGCCCGGACGAAGUUGGCGAUUAUUCUGGGUGUUGAUUACGGGCUUGUGCAGAAGGUUAUUAAGCCUAAUCAUGAUCAUAUUUAUGCUUUGAGCGUACACCCUGGCGCGGUCAAUACAACAAUGCAACAGCAAUGGAAAGAAGCCUACCCAGGCCUUCUCGGAAAACUGCUCACCGCGACAAUGCAAGCCAUCAGUCGCGACCCCGAACAAGGCGCCUACAGUGCUCUGUACGCAGCAGUUAGUCCCGAGGUCGAAGAAAAGGGUUGGAAUGGCCAUUAUUUCACGGAUCCAGGACAAUUGGGACAACGGUCGAAGCAGGCGUCUGGUCCGGCGUUGGGAGAUUCGCUAUGGGAAUUGAGCGAGAAGAUGAUUCAGGAUGUUGUUGGUGAGGAUGCGUUGGUUGAUUGGAAUUCUUAAUCUUUACAUGCUAUCCACACUGUUAAAACGUCAAUAAAUCAUACGAUGGAAUUUACCAAAUCAG
Molecule: messenger RNA, 1106 nt
Organism: Talaromyces stipitatus ATCC 10500
Lineage: Eukaryota; Fungi; Ascomycota; Eurotiomycetes; Eurotiales; Trichocomaceae
Product: short chain dehydrogenase/reductase family protein
Exons: 4
Coding region: 47-1042 (331 amino acids)
Source: RefSeq, a predicted model, not a curated record